Messenger RNA from Schistocerca piceifrons (Central American locust), 2166 nucleotides. Its product is annotated as myrosinase 1-like. The record is from RefSeq and is a predicted model, not a curated record. Gene Ontology annotation, biological process: carbohydrate metabolic process. Lineage: Eukaryota; Metazoa; Arthropoda; Insecta; Orthoptera; Acrididae. Gene Ontology annotation, molecular function: beta-glucosidase activity. The coding region runs from base 1 to 2166 and encodes 721 amino acids. The transcript has 16 exons.
AUGGCACCACUGUCGUACUUGGAAUUGCUGGGUAUUUUCUGCCUGUUAGCAGCCAUCAACGGGAGUGAAAGCAGAGCGUUCAAUGAGUUUCCAGAGGGUUUCCUGUUUGGAGCUGCCACUGCAGCCUACCAAGUAGAGGGCGCCUGGAACGAGGAUGGCAAAGGAGAGAGCAUCUGGGACCACAUGCUGCACGAACAUCCAGAGUACGGUCACAUAGGGGAGAAUGGAGAUGUAGCCUGCGAUUCGUACCACCAUUAUGCUGAGGACGUACAGGCACUUAAGGAUUUGGGGGCUAAAGUAUACCGUUUCUCCAUUUCUUGGUCUCGUAUACUGCCUAACGGGGACAUAGACGUGAUCAACCAGGCGGGGAUUGACUACUACAACAACCUCAUCAACCUGCUGCUGGAGAAUGACAUUCAACCGCUGGUGACGAUGUACCACUGGGACCUGCCGCAAGCCCUGCAGUACAUAGGAGGCUGGCCCAAUCCCAUCCUAGCGGACUACUUCCUGGAGUACGCCAGGGUGGUCUUUGACAACUUCGGUGACAGGGUGAAGAUGUGGCUAACAUUCAACGAGCCUUACGAGAUUAUGAAAGGCUACGCCACCACCGGCGGCCAAGCUCCAUCGCAGAACGCUCCGGGCAUCGGUGACUACCUGGCGGCGCACACCGUCAUCAGGGCGCACGCCAUGGUCUACCGGCUCUACGACGAGCAGUACCGCUCCACGCAGAACGGUAAAGUCGGUAUCACACUAAACUGUGACUGGUUCGAACCAUACGAUGACCUGGAGGAAUCCCUGGAGGCUCAGGAACGAGUGUUUCAGUUCCAGCUGGGCCUGUUCGCGAACCCUAUCUACAUCGACGGCGACUACCCGGCCGUGGUGCGGGAACGUGUGGACAACAACAGCAGAGCCGAGGGUCGACCCAGGUCACGCCUGCCCAGCUUUACUGAGGAGGAGAAGCAGAUGAUCAAUGGUUCUUCUGAUUUCUUUGGACUGAAUUCAUACACAACAAGUCUCGUAAAGUCUGCAGUCGUGGGUGGCUCACCAUCAUUGGAACGCGACAGUGGUGUUCAGCGAAUAAUCAACUUCACUUGGCCUGGCAGCAGCUUAAUAUGGCUCAGGGUUGUGCCAUGGGGUUUCCGUAAUGUUGUUAACUGGGUGUCAUCGAGAUAUCCGAACUACCCUAUUUUCAUCACGGAGAACGGCUAUCCCGAUUUUGGGGGACUCGAAGAUGAAGAACGUAUCAGUUAUUACGGGCAAUACUUGGCAGAAUUACUGAAAGCUAUCAAUGAAGAUGGCGCCAAUGUAAUUGGAUAUACAACUUGGAGCCUUCUCGACAACUUGAUGUGGAAUUCUGGUUUCAGACCGAAGUUCGGCAUCUACCACGUGGAUUUCAACAGCACUGAGAGAACAAGGACGCCAAAGGCUUCAGCAAGCUUCCUAUAUGGCAUCUACAGCAACAUGAGUGUACCUGAAGAAUAUUUUACUAUUAAUGAAUUAAUGGGUAAUUUGGAAGGAAGAGGAAAAUGUGAUCCUGUAGAUACUGAAAAAGUGAUAGAUGUGAAAGAUGUAGAGCUGUGGGACAAAGGAAUGAAUAGCUUGUCUACAAAUAAUGACAGCAAAGUUAAUAAGAUUAGAAUGUGUGGUGAUUCUGUUGUUUAUGAUGGGGUGAUUAGAGGCAGAAUCGGCAUCACGGUGAGCACCAACUGGUACGAACCUUACAACGAUGAGGAGGAAAACCUGGCUGCCCAGGAGCGUAUUUUGCAGUUUGAGUUGGGUCUGUUCGCGAACCCUAUCUUCGUGGACGACGACUACCUGGCUGUGGUGCGAGAACGUGUGGACAACAACAGCAGAGCCGAGGGUCGACCCAGGUCUCGGCUGCCCAGCUUCACAGACGAGGAGAAAAGGAUGGUCAAUGGAUCUGCGGACUUCUUUGCUUUGAACUCAUACACAACUAUGGUUGUGAUGUCUGCGGAAUUUGGUUUCUCGCCCUCGUGGGGUCGGGACACGGGUACCUACAGGUCGUACAACCUCUCGUGGCCCGCCAGCGGAGCCACGUGGCUACGGGAAGGACAGAAACCAGUUGCAAAAGCUCACAUGCACCGGGCGAUCGGUGUCUCGCAGUUCAUGCGCGCCCGACAUUUUGAACGGAUACAUGGACAGUGA